This is a messenger RNA of Solea senegalensis (Senegalese sole), 2601 nucleotides long. RefSeq lists its product as uncharacterized. Bases 201 to 2189 code for a protein of 662 amino acids. The transcript is spliced from 3 exons. NCBI's taxonomy places the organism in Eukaryota, Metazoa, Chordata, Actinopteri, Pleuronectiformes, Soleidae. Gene Ontology annotation, molecular function: GTP binding. The record is from RefSeq and is a predicted model, not a curated record.
CACACACACACACAGAUCUGAUCUGGAGUUGAACUUUGACCUGAACACAAAGAACACAGAUUCACUCUGAAGACCACGGCACAAUAACAGAUGAAUGGAUGAGUCCGCCUGGUAACAAAGACUCACCCUCUCCACCACCGACGUGCCUCUGCUACAAACUGGUUUUUACUCAUACAUAAAACAAACUCACCAUCACCACAAUGAAUCUGUUGAAGAAGAUCUCGUCUUUCUUUUCGGCACCGAAAAAUCCUGAACACCAAACGCCACCUUUAGGUGUCCCUGAUUCCAAACCAUUUGUUUACAUUCCACCGGAGUCAGAGAGCGUUCUACGGCUUGCCGAUGUCAUACGACAAAAAAGCACGUUGCUGGAACCCAACACUGGGCCCCUCCCCAUUUUUAAAAUCCCUCUGACUAAGGAAGACAUCAACGUGGACGGGUGCAAACGUUUCCGUUUUGGAAAUGAGUCUGUCAAACACAAUCGCACCAUCAUGGUUCUUGGAGCAACUGGUGCCGGCAAGUCAACACUUAUCAAUGGCUUCAUCAAUUACCUGUUAGGCGUAGAAUGGGAAGAUAAUUUUCGGUUUAAAUUAGUCGAUGAAGGUCACGCGAUAACACAAGCUGUGAGUCAGACAUCUGAGGUCACUGUGUACAAACUCAACCACCAGGAAGGUUUUAAGACCAACUUCUCACUGACCAUAGUCGACACUCCAGGCUUCGGAGACACCAGAGGCAUCAUAAGAGACAAGAUGAUUGUCGAGCAGCUGCGUAAUCUCUUCUCCGCUAACCUUGGAGUCAGUGAGAUCGAUGCUGUGUGUUUCGUAGCUCAGGCCGCGUUAGCACGACUCACACCCACGCAGAAAUAUGUUUUUGAUUCAGUUCUUGCAAUCUUUGGCAAAAACGUGGCAGAGAACAUCCGGGUUCUGGUGACAUUUGCAGACGGACAACGUCCACCAGUUCUGGAGGCGAUCAACGCCUCAGGCGUCCCCUGUCCGACAACACCUGAAGGACUGCCCGUUCACUUCAAAUUCAAUAACUCGGCACUAUUUGCCGACAACAAAUCGUCCAAAGCAGAAAACAUGAAUUCAGACGACCAAGACGGAAACUUUGAUAAGAUGUUCUGGAACAUGGGCAUGAGAAGCAUGAAGAGGUUUUUUGUUGCCUUGAAUGUGAUUGAUACGAAAAGCUUGACGAUGACAAGGGACGUCCUCAGAGAAAGACAGCAGCUGGAGAUUUCAGUCGACAGUUUGCAGCAGCAGGUGAAGAUCGGGUUAGCCAAGCUCGAGGAGAUAAAGGAAACGGCUCAGCAACUCAAAGAGCACGAGGCCGAGAUCAGCAGGAACAAGGAUUUUGUGAUCACGGUCAGAGUCACAAAGCCGUUUCAGGUUGAUAUUUCAGGAAGUGGAAUUUACCUCACCAACUGUCAGCAGUGUCACUUCACCUGUCACGAUAAUUGCGUCUACGCAAACGAUCCCGAUAAAAUACAUUGUUGGGCAAUGGGGCCAAAUGGUUACUGUAAUCAGUGUCCAAGUAAAUGUAUCUGGAAUGUCCAUUAUAAUCAAAAGUACAAAUGGGAGUACAAGGAAGUCGUGGAGAGCAAAACAGUGAAAGAGCUGGAAGAGAAAUACCUCCAAGCCACGCAGGCGAAAUCUCCUGUUCAGGCCCUGAUCGAUCGGCUGAGAGCGGAGUACGAUAUGGUGCAGGUUGAGGUGGUCAGACUCAUGGAAAAGUCCGCUGGGUGUCUGAACCGACUAAAAGAGAUUGCGCUGAAGCCAAAUCCUCUGUCCACACCAGAGUACAUCGACAUGCUCAUCGAGGGAGAAAAGUCUGAAGCCAAGACCGGCUGGAAACAACGAGUCCAGUAUCUGAUCGGCAUGAGAGAAAAAGCAGAGUACAUGGCUAAAGUGGACCGAGGAGAGGAACUCCUUCAAAGUUCACCUACCGAUCUGGACUGUUUUAAUCCAAACCAACCAGACAACAGUGUCAACCAAAGUGAGUCUGAUGCCGAACCAGAUCCAGAGGAGGCAGAGUCUGAUGCCGAACUAGACGAGUCUGAUCUUGAUUUAGAUCUAGACCAGGAUGAGGAUGAGGAACAUUUUACUGUUACUGGUAAUGAAAGUGAAAAUGAAGACGGCAAGAACGUUUGUAUGAUAGACUCAGAUGAGGCAGACUCUGAUGAAGACCCAAAGUAAAAUGGCUGACACACAGAAGGAAUAUGGACAUUUAUGGAUCUGUGUCAAACGUGCACUUCUUGUUCCCCCAAAGAAAAAAAGCUCUAAGACACACAGCACUGAAGCUACAGUAGCAACAGUAGCUACAUUACUGUAGGUACUGAAGCUAAUGUAGCUACUGAAGCUACAGUAGCUACAUUAGCUUCAGUAGCCACAGAGCUGUUUCACUUUAAUGUCACUGCAUUUAUUUUUCGGUUUUUGAUUAAGUCCACAGCUUUUAGUUCUGUAAAUGACUUCUGAAAUAUAUCAAUAUGCAAAUGUAACCACUGCCUUUGCCUGUGUGUAAACAUAACAAAACAAAAACCCUAAAAGACCACAAGAGGUCGCCAAAUGAUCAUUACAAUGAAUAUAUAUACAUAUAUGUAUAUAUGUA